GGCGGCGGCGGCGGCGGGGCGGGGCGGGCCGAGCCGCCGCCGUGGCCGGGCCGGGCGGCGCGGGGGAGCGGCCGUGCCGCCGCCGCAGCGCCAUGGCCAAGAGCCGCGGGGGCGGCGGGCCCGGCUCGCCCGGCAGCCGCCACGGCCUGGCCGGCACCCGCGAGAGCCUGGCGGCCGAGCCGGGCGCCGAUGAGCUCAGCUCCCUCGGCUCCGACUCCGAGGUCAACGGCGGCGGCCCCGACGAGCGGCGCGUCGACAAGUUCGGCUUCAUCGUGGGCAGCCGCAGCGCCGAGGGGCCGCUGGAGGAGGUUCCCCUGGAGGUGCUCAGGCAGCGUGAGUCCAAGUGGCUGGAUAUGCUCAACAACUGGGACAAGUGGAUGGCCAAAAAGCACAAGAAGAUCCGACUGCGCUGCCAGAAGGGGAUCCCACCCUCGCUGAGGGGCCGUGCCUGGCAGUACCUCUCCGGGAGCAAAGUCAAACUGGAGCAGAACAUCGGCAAAUUUGAUGAACUAGAUCUCCUCCCAGGAGACCCCAAGUGGUUGGAUGUGAUUGAGCGGGAUCUCCAUCGGCAGUUCCCUUUCCAUGAGAUGUUUGUCUCGCGUGGAGGCCACGGGCAGCAGGACCUGUUUCGGGUGCUGAAGGCCUACACGCUGUACCGCCCGGAGGAGGGCUACUGCCAGGCCCAGGCCCCUAUUGCUGCCGUGCUGCUCAUGCACAUGCCGGCCGAGCAAGCGUUCUGGUGCCUGGUGCAGAUCUGCGAGAAAUACCUCCCCGGCUACUACAGUGAGAAGCUGGAGGCCAUUCAGCUGGAUGGGCAGAUCCUCUUCUCACUGCUGCACAAGGUGUCGCCUGUGGCCUACAAACACCUGAGCAAGCAGAAGAUCGACCCCAUCCUCUACAUGACAGAGUGGUUCAUGUGCGCCUUCUCCCGCACGCUGCCCUGGAGCUCCGUGCUGCGCGUCUGGGACAUGUUCUUCUGCGAAGGGGUGAAGAUCAUCUUCCGGGUUGGCCUUGUGCUGCUCAAACACACGCUGGGCUCCUCGGACAAGCUCAAGUCCUGCCAGGGCCAGUACGAGACCAUGGAGAGACUGCGAGCCCUCAGCCCCAAGAUCAUGCAGGAGACCUUCCUGGUGCAGGAGGUCAUCGAGCUGCCUGUGACGGAGCGGCAGAUCGAGCGGGAGCACCUGAUCCAGCUGAAGAAGUGGCGGGAGAUGCACGGGGAGCUGCAGUGCAAGUCCCCCCCGCGCCUCCAUGGCGCCAAGGCCAUCAGCGACGCGGAGCCCCCCACCCGCAAGGUGCUGGAGCCCGUGCCCUCCAUCAUCAUUCCCCCCGGGCCAGCCCCCGUGCCCAAAGCCCGCAAGAGCAAGGAGAAGAGCCGAGAAAAGGGCCUGGGCGGCCCCGCCAACGGCCCCGGAGCCGAGGGCAACAGUGCGCCCGUCUCUGCCCGGGAGCUGCUGCACCCCCAGGUCUCUCCCCACCACCAGUCCAAGGAGAGUCUGAGCUCCCGGGAGAGCGAGGACACGUACUUGUAGGGCCGGCACGUUGCUGGGCCCCCGCCCCCCCGGGCAGGCCGGGCUCAGCUGGGCUGUGCACGCACCCGGGCUGAAGGACGUUCUUUCCUCCGCGCUCGAGGGGUGGGGGGAAAGGGGACCCAUGGGGCCUGGUGUCACAGGGCCUCUGGGCUGGAGAGAUGCAGACGGGCCGAUGCCCUGCAGGGCUGGGCUAGCCUAUGGGGGCACCGUGACCCCCGUGGGCAGGGACCGCAGGGGCACCCGCUCGGGGCAGAUGAGCUGUGGUCCCACAGAGGUGUCUGUGGGAGCCGUGGUGCUGAGCCACCCGUGCUCCUGUGCUGCUUGGGGGCUAGGCUGUCCCCUCAGGCUCCUCUCCCCGUGCCAGCGCUGUCCUGUCACCCUCCCCAGCCCCUCACCCUGCGUCCCCAGGGUCCCUCCUGCUGUCGCUGGUCCCUGGUGUCCAUCCUGCUGAGCCCGUGCCGCCUGGGGCGGACCCCGGGCCCCCUUCCCGAGCGCUUGCGCCUCGUACAGCGGGCCUGGGGGUACGCGAGGAGCCGGGGGGGCCCUCUUCAUCUAGUGCGGGUGUAGUAAGCUGUAGCCCAAUACGUAGUACCGAAUUUACCUAUUCCCCGAGCCUAUUUAUUGUUCCUCGGGGGCAGUGACGGUCGCAGGACGGAGGCGGUUUGGGGUUGGGGGCCGUUGGGUGCUUUUGGCCCCCUCCCUCGCUCCUACCUGCCUUCCUUGGCCCAGUGCCCCCUGGGGCAGCGCUGGCAGGGGCUCCUCUCUCCCUCUCUCUCCAAGGGCUGGGGGCGACUUUGUAAAAUAAAGCGGUAAAAAUGGUUUUGUACAAAGGGUAAAUAAAGCAGGAUUGUGUAAAGGCA
This is a messenger RNA of Dromaius novaehollandiae (emu), 2392 nucleotides long. RefSeq names its product TBC1 domain family member 10A (gene TBC1D10A). The transcript is spliced from 9 exons. NCBI's taxonomy places the organism in Eukaryota, Metazoa, Chordata, Aves, Casuariiformes, Dromaiidae. The record is from RefSeq and is a predicted model, not a curated record. Bases 93 to 1532 code for a protein of 479 amino acids.